Molecule: messenger RNA, 7005 nt
Organism: Pteropus alecto (black flying fox)
Lineage: Eukaryota; Metazoa; Chordata; Mammalia; Chiroptera; Pteropodidae
Gene: TNIK
Product: TRAF2 and NCK interacting kinase
Exons: 32
Coding region: 398-4393 (1331 amino acids)
Biological process (GO): protein phosphorylation
Molecular function (GO): protein kinase activity; ATP binding
Source: RefSeq, a predicted model, not a curated record
CUGUUUGGUUCUCCACCCCCACCCCCCAGCUGAGUGGAGGAGUUGAUGUGUCUCAUAACAGCCAAUGCAGCCGCCAUCCACGCACAAGCAAAGCAGCAUGUCCCAUUUAAAUACACCCACGCAGCCCCAGCGCCCUUAGCUGAUCAGGGCGCGCAGCCCACACGCACCGCGACUCCCGGCUUGGGGAUCCGCGCAGGUUGGGCUCCGGGACCCGGCGGACCCAGGCGAGGAGGAUCGGGAUCCGGCUCCGUGGAGCCAGGGUGGGCGGGGGAGGCUGGGCCCGGGAGCCUCUGGCGCGACACCCGCAUGAGGACGCGAGUGAAAUAGACCAAGGUGGAAUUUGCAAGGGAGAAGCUUCGGAGUGGUUUUGGUCCAUUUCUCCGGCAAAGAAGUAGACAUGGCGAGCGACUCCCCUGCUCGCAGCCUGGAUGAAAUCGAUCUCUCGGCUCUGAGGGACCCUGCAGGGAUCUUUGAAUUGGUGGAACUUGUUGGAAAUGGAACAUAUGGACAAGUUUAUAAGGGUCGUCAUGUCAAAACGGGCCAGCUUGCAGCCAUUAAGGUUAUGGAUGUCACAGGGGAUGAAGAGGAAGAAAUCAAACAGGAAAUUAACAUGUUGAAAAAAUAUUCUCAUCACCGGAAUAUUGCUACGUACUAUGGUGCUUUUAUCAAAAAGAACCCACCAGGCAUGGAUGACCAACUUUGGUUGGUGAUGGAGUUUUGUGGCGCUGGCUCUGUCACUGACCUGAUCAAGAACACGAAAGGGAACACGUUGAAGGAGGAGUGGAUCGCAUACAUCUGCAGGGAGAUCUUACGAGGGCUGAGUCACCUGCACCAGCAUAAAGUGAUUCAUCGAGAUAUUAAAGGGCAAAAUGUCUUGCUGACUGAAAACGCAGAAGUUAAACUAGUGGACUUUGGAGUCAGUGCCCAGCUUGAUCGAACAGUGGGCAGGAGAAAUACUUUCAUUGGUACACCCUACUGGAUGGCACCAGAAGUUAUUGCCUGUGAUGAAAACCCAGACGCCACAUAUGAUUUCAAGAGUGACUUGUGGUCUUUGGGAAUCACUGCUAUCGAGAUGGCAGAAGGCGCUCCCCCUCUCUGUGACAUGCACCCAAUGAGAGCCCUCUUCCUCAUCCCCCGGAACCCAGCACCCCGGCUGAAGUCUAAGAAGUGGUCAAAAAAAUUCCAGUCAUUUAUUGAGAGCUGUUUGGUAAAGAAUCACAGCCAACGACCAGCAACAGAGCAACUGAUGAAGCAUCCGUUUAUACGAGACCAACCUAAUGAACGACAGGUCCGCAUUCAACUCAAGGACCAUAUCGAUAGAACAAAGAAGAAGCGAGGCGAGAAAGAUGAGACAGAAUAUGAGUACAGUGGAAGUGAGGAAGAAGAGGAGGAGAAUGACUCAGGAGAGCCCAGCUCCAUUCUGAACCUGCCAGGGGAGUCAACGCUGCGGCGGGACUUCCUGAGGCUGCAGCUGGCCAACAAGGAGCGGUCGGAGGCCCUGCGGCGGCAGCAGCUGGAACAGCAGCAGAGAGAGAACGAGGAACACAAGCGGCAGCUGCUGGCUGAGCGCCAGAAGCGCAUAGAGGAGCAGAAGGAGCAGCGGCGGCGCCUGGAGGAGCAACAGAGGCGGGAGAAAGAGCUGCGAAAGCAGCAGGAGCGGGAGCAACGCCGGCACUAUGAGGAGCAGAUGCGCAGGGAGGAGGAGAGGCGGCGAGCGGAGCACGAACAGGAAUAUAAGCGCAAACAAUUGGAAGAGCAGAGACAAGCAGAAAGACUGCAGAGACAGCUAAAGCAAGAGAGAGACUACUUGGUUUCCCUUCAGCAUCAGCGGCAGGAGCAGAGGCCUGUGGAGAAGAAGCCACUGUACCAUUACAAGGAAGGAAUGAGUCCCAGCGAGAAACCAGCAUGGGCCAAGGAGGUAGAAGAACGGUCAAGGCUCAACCGGCAGAGCUCACCUGCCAUGCCGCACAAAGUUGCCAACAGGGUGUCUGACCCCAGCCUGCCGCCAAGGUCGGAGUCCUUCAGUAUCAGUGGCGUUCAGCCUGCUCGGACCCCCCCUAUGCUAAGACCGGUUGAUCCGCAGAUCCCACACUUGGUAGCUGUAAAAUCCCAAGGCCCUGCCUUGACCGCCUCCCAGUCAGUGCACGAGCAGCCCACCAAGGGCCUCUCGGGGUUUCAGGAGGCCCUGACCGUGACCUCUCACCGCGUCGAGAUGCCGCGCCAGAACUCGGAUCCCACUUCAGAAAACCCUCCUCUCCCCACUCGCAUUGAGAAGUUUGACCGAAGUUCUUGGUUACGACAGGAAGAAGACAUUCCACCAAAGGUGCCUCAAAGAACAACUUCUAUAUCCCCAGCGUUAGCCAGAAAGAAUUCUCCUGGAAAUGGUAGUGCUCUGGGACCCAGACUAGGAUCUCAACCCAUCAGAGCAAGCAACCCUGACCUCCGCAGAACUGAGCCUGUCUUGGAGAGCCCCUUGCAGAGAACCAGCAGUGGCAGUUCCUCCAGCUCCAGCACCCCUAGCUCUCAGCCCAGCUCCCAAGGGGGCUCGCAGCCUGGAUCACAAGCAGGGUCCAGUGAACGGACCAGAGUUCGAGCCAACAGUAAGUCGGAAGGAUCACCUGUGCUCUCUCAUGAACCCUCCAAGGUGAAACCAGAAGAAUCCAGGGACAUUACCCGACCUAGUCGACCAGCUAGCUAUAAGAAAGCUAUAGAUGAGGAUCUGACGGCGUUAGCCAAAGAAUUACGAGAACUCCGGAUUGAAGAAACAAACCGCCCGCUGAAGAAGGUGACUGAUUACUCCUCCUCCAGUGAGGAGUCAGAGAGCAGUGAUGAAGAGGAGGAAGAUGGAGAGAGUGAGACCCAUGAUGGGACGGUGGCUGUCAGCGACAUACCCAGACUGAUACCAACAGGCGCUCCUGGGAGCACAGAGCAGUACAAUGUGGGCAUGGUUGGCACGCAUGGGCUGGAGACUUCUCAUGCGGACACUUUCAGCAGCAGUAUUUCAAGAGAAGGAACCUUGAUGAUAAGAGAGACAUCUGGAGAGAAGAAGCGAUCUGGCCACAGUGACAGCAAUGGCUUCGCUGGCCACAUCAACCUCCCAGACCUGGUGCAGCAGAGUCACUCCCCGGCUGGGACCCCAACCGAGGGCCUGGGGCGCGUCUCUACCCAUUCCCAGGAGAUGGACUCUGGGACUGAAUAUGGCAUGGGGAGCAGCACUAAAGCCUCCUUCACCCCCUUUGUGGACCCCAGAGUAUACCAGACAUCUCCCACUGAUGAAGACGAAGAGGAUGAAGACUCAUCAGCCACAGCUCUGUUUACUAGUGAACUUCUUAGGCAAGAACAGGCCAAACUCAAUGAAGCAAGAAAGAUUUCAGUGGUAAACGUAAACCCAACCAACAUUCGGCCUCAUAGCGACACACCAGAAAUCAGAAAAUACAAGAAACGAUUCAACUCAGAAAUACUUUGUGCAGCUCUGUGGGGUGUAAACCUCCUGGUGGGAACUGAAAAUGGCCUGAUGCUUUUGGACCGAAGUGGGCAAGGCAAAGUCUAUAAUCUGAUCAACCGGAGGCGAUUUCAGCAGAUGGAUGUGCUAGAGGGACUGAAUGUCCUUGUGACAAUAUCAGGAAAGAAGAAUAAGCUACGAGUUUAUUAUCUUUCAUGGUUAAGAAACAGAAUCCUGCACAAUGAUCCAGAAGUGGAAAAGAAACAAGGCUGGAUCACCGUUGGGGACUUGGAAGGGUGUAUACAUUACAAAGUUGUUAAAUAUGAGAGGAUUAAGUUCUUGGUAAUUGCCUUAAAGAAUGCUGUGGAGAUAUACGCUUGGGCUCCUAAACCAUAUCAUAAGUUCAUGGCAUUUAAGUCUUUUGCAGAUCUCCAGCACAAGCCACUGCUUGUUGAUCUCACAGUAGAAGAAGGUCAAAGAUUAAAGGUUAUUUUUGGUUCACACACUGGUUUCCAUGUAAUUGAUGUUGAUUCAGGAAACUCUUACGAUAUCUACAUACCAUCUCAUAUUCAGGGCAAUAUCACUCCUCAUGCCAUUGUUAUCUUGCCUAAAACCGAUGGAAUGGAAAUGCUUGUUUGCUAUGAGGAUGAGGGGGUGUAUGUCAACACCUACGGCCGGAUAACUAAGGAUGUGGUGCUCCAAUGGGGAGAAAUGCCCACAUCUGUGGCCUACAUUCAUUCCAAUCAGAUAAUGGGCUGGGGCGAGAAAGCUAUUGAGAUCCGGUCAGUGGAAACAGGACAUUUGGAUGGAGUAUUUAUGCAUAAGCGAGCUCAAAGGUUAAAGUUUCUAUGUGAACGAAAUGAUAAGGUAUUUUUUGCAUCCGUGCGAUCUGGAGGAAGUAGCCAAGUGUUUUUCAUGACCCUCAACAGAAAUUCCAUGAUGAACUGGUAACAGAAGAGCACUUGGCACUUAUCUUCAUGGCGUUAUUUCUAAUUUAAAAGAACAUAACUCAUGUGGACUUAUGCCAGUCUAGAGGCAGAAUCAGAAGGCUUGGUUGAACAUACCACUUUCCCCUUUUCCUCUCCCUCCACCCGUCCCAAUACAGUCCAUCUUUCAAUGUUGCAACCUGGUUGAGAAGGAGAGAAAAAGGUGGCAGAAUUUCCAGGAGAUCCCCAAGAAUGCUGCGUUGUCUGUGGACAAAGAUGGACCAUGUGCCCUUCGGAGUUAGGGAUAGAAACAAAUAUUGUGUGCUCUUAUGAUUAAGCUGUGUUAUGGUGGAUUUUGAGUUUUGUUUUGUUUUGUUUUUUUACCUUUUUUUCUUUACCCCCUUACUUUGUAAGAAUGGGGAGAAAAUGCUUAAUGAGAAAAUUAGUCCAUUUUUAAUUCUGUCUGCCUGCUAGCUUUAAGUAUAUGAUAUAUUGUAAAAUUUCCAAUUCCAAAUGGUGAGAGACAGCACAAUAAAUGUACCUUAUCUCCUUACACUGAAGGCCAUAACUGCACAGUGGGGUAAUUUUAGAGCUCUUUUGCCUUCACCAACCCAAAAGGUUGCUUUUUGAUAGCAACUGGCUAAUGAAUUUUUAAGAGAAGAAAAAUACUGUACUAGUUUUCCCCUCUUUUGGGAAAUAGAUUUUAAAUGGCUAAACUACUAGCCUUAGACUAAUAAAAUCGACUACCAUUUUUGUGAGUCUGACAGGCCCUAUUUUUAUAUGGCCCUGUACAGAAAGGAGUAUGUUGAAUGGGAUAGUAGUGCCAUUGAGUUGAGUUGGCUUUAGCGUUUGAGGGACCUUUAACACAAUUUUCCCUCAGCUAUUAUGCAACAGAUCAGGGCAAAAGGUGGGAUGGCAGAUGAGGUCAUACAGAAAGAGCUUCUGGGAAACAAGCUAACACACACACACACACACACACACACACACACACACACACACACACACACACAUUCUUUUUUUUUUUUUAAUGCAUAGGGCCUCCCUGCUAAGAGGUCACUCAGUUUGGGCUUCAUUAGGAAGGAUUUUGUUGAGUUCUUUCUGGAUAUUGGGGAGUGAAUGAAUCCAGGCUCUGGUCAUUCCCAGCUUUCUCCUGAUGGUGCCACUUUCUCAAGAAGAAAACUGUGACUGAAUAAUAAUAAUAAUAAUAAAAGCUUCUGAGCUGCUUGUGCUCUCUUGGUUUGGUGAGAGAAGGGACUAGACUACUAUGCCUGCCUGAGACACAGCAGGCAUCACUGAUUCAGAAUUUUAUAGAACUUGAAAGCAAGGCUUUGGCCAAAAUUCUAAAACCCUAAUCAUUUUACCUUCCUCCAAAUUAUCCAACAUAUGGUAAACAACAUUUGUGCAGAAAUACGUGUGUAUUUAGUUCAGAUUAACUUGUGUCCUUAUAAACUCUUACUCAGAUGAUUUGAACUUUUACGUGACUGUCUGGGAUUUUUUUCCAAAGCUACAAGCAUGGCCGCCUGUGGUAUCGAGGUGUUGCAAAAACGAUAUCUGUGUUGCGCUUCCUGUUUUAACCUACCUCGUUUUGUUUGUUUUGUUUCACUGUUCAUCACAGCAGUGUUAUCUUCAGGAGACAUAUAGAGAGCUCAACUGGCAAUCUCAGGUGUAUUUAUAUUUUUUAAACAAAACAGUAGUUGACCAAAUUGUUGUUCUUGAAAAAUUGAAAAAGAAAAUCCAACAACAAAACUAAUGUGGCUUGUUUCUGGAGCAAACAGUUACUGUAAACAUAUCAAAAAAAAAAAAAAAAUCUGCAAUCCUACUGAUUUUGCCUAAAAUACCCGAGCAGCUGAUGUACUAUUAAUGAGAACGAAAUACACAUUAGGAAAAUGGAGUCAUUUCAAUCUGGUGGUUUCGGCGGGUUGGGGGGCAAGAAAGGGGAGUAAUUCUGGUUUCUGAAGUAGAUGAUUAUGCCCCUCCUGUAAAGGUGGUUGUCAUUUGCAUUUAUUUUAAGCGGGUAACACAGGAAUGGAAUUGAGGGUUAUCUUCAGGCGAUCACCAAGAUGUCCUUAUCAUGGUCCCUUUAGCUCUCAAAAGCAAUGAAAUCCUCCCGUUCUCAUUUUUACUGCUGUGAUUCUGCUGCCGAAUGAUACUAUCUUCACAAAUUCCAUGGAACAAAUUCAGCAAUAACUUUUUGGAUUGAAUUUAGCAACUACUAUAAUUGGAUGCUGAUGUGGACAAAAUAUACAGAUUUGGGUCUCAUUCUCAAAUGUGAUUGCCACCAGCUCUUUAUAUUGCUGCUGUGGUACUUUAAACCAGAAGCUUCUUUAAAUUAUGUUGCAGACUGAUCUUUGUUUUUAUGUUUUGUUUUUAUUUCUAAGUGGUGAGUUCAAAACACACAGCUUUAAAUGAUUUUUUUAUUGUGGGAUUUUGGGUACAGUUAAGAAAUAAAAGGGAAUCAUUGUGUUUAAACAUAAGGUAGUUUGUGAAUGUAUUUUUUAAACUCUAGAUUCAUUGAAACAAAAACUCUUAAGAAAACAAUAUUAAUGCAGUCUUGUUUACAGUAUGUUCAGUGACAUAACAUAGAACAUGAGCUUUUUCUGGUGCCAACAACAAUAAAACACAGACGUUAAACAUCAA